This is a messenger RNA of Aspergillus wentii DTO 134E9, 1847 nucleotides long. Its product is annotated as cytochrome P450. The record is from RefSeq and is a predicted model, not a curated record. Gene Ontology annotation, molecular function: iron ion binding; monooxygenase activity; oxidoreductase activity, acting on paired donors, with incorporation or reduction of molecular oxygen. Bases 195 to 1712 code for a protein of 505 amino acids. Lineage: Eukaryota; Fungi; Ascomycota; Eurotiomycetes; Eurotiales; Aspergillaceae. The transcript has 5 exons.
GAAUCCUGUGUGUCUUGAGUCUGGAAGGAAUUCAAUCCUUCCCCUCACAUUGGACUCAUUAGUCUUUCGUAAAAUAACGUUCUAGGGAGAUGGCGGGGGCGAGUACUUGAUAGAAAAGGCCCCAUGAAGACUCAGUUGUUCAACUGUCCCACAUACUUCGGACGUGCCCUUGACCAUAUUACUGCAUAGGCAAGAUGAUUUCGACCAGUGAUACAUUCAUCAAUAUUAUCUUAAGCGGCCUCAUCGCCCUUGUCUCCCACUUUCUUUGGAACUAUAUACGUUCUCCUUUGAAAUCUUUUCCAGGUCCAUUAGUAACCAGCUUUACUGAUUUGUGGCGCCUCCUGGACGUUUAUAACCGUCGAUGUGAUAUAACACACCUUAGGCUACACCGGAAACACGGUGGCGCAGUCCGUAUGGGCCCAAAUGUUCUUAGCUUAUCUGAUCCGAGCAUGGUCAAUCGAGUUUAUUCGACGAAGAAUCCUUGGGAAAAGAGCUCAAUGUAUAGUGUCAAUGAUGUGAUGGUCAAUGGCACUCGUGUAUCGAAUCUCUUUUCAACCAGAGAUGAAACCUGGCAUUCGACAAUCAUUCGGCCGGUGAAGUCUCUUUACUCUAUGACCCGAGUUCAGGAUGCAGAGCAUAGUGUCGACACAGCCAUACAGCUAUAUUUCGAAAAGCUUCAAGAAAGGUUUGUUUCGACAGGAAGGCCGUGUGACAUGGCGGAUUAUAUGUUGUAUUUUGCAUGGGACGCCAUGAGCCAAAUAACAUUCUCAGAAACCCUGGGUGUUCUUAACGCUGGAUGCGAUGACCAAAAGUUCCUUGAAACAUCCACGAGAAGCUUGGACUACUUUGCCCCGAUCUGUCAAAUCCCAGGCUUAGACCUACUCCUUGACAAGAAUCCCAUUCAGCGCGUGGGGCCUCCCACUUUCGGAUGGGCAAAUGUUUUUAGUCUUCAAAUGUACCAAAAGCGCUUGGAGCAAGGACCACGGGGCCCUAAUGCAAAGACCGACUUUUUGGAUAAAUUCAUAGAGCUAAAGAAGAAACGCCCGGAUCUUGUUGACGACAACGCGGUGAUAACAUAUCUGCUUUCGAAUGUUUUAGCAGGCAGCGACACUACUGCAAUCAGCCUUUGCUCAGUUAUGUAUCACGUACUGAAGCAUAGAUCAGUCUACCAGAGACUGCGGGAAGAACUGGAUACCGCACAGCUGGCAUUGCCAGCAAGCUGGAAAGAAGUUCAGAAACUUCCUUACCUUGACGCAGUCAUGCGAGAGUCUAUGCGUAUUCAUCCGGGAGUUGGCCUUAUGCUGGAACGCAUUGUUCCUGAAGGUGGCUUAACUCUUCCGGAUGGCCGUUUCGUCCCAGCAGGCACUGUCGUGGGAAUGAAUCCUUGGGUCAUCAACCGAGAUGCUGACAUCUUUGGACCAGAUGUGGAUUCUUUCAUACCGGAGAGAUGGCUCAAGCAGGAAGGCGAAACGGACGAAGAGUUCAAUACUCGGCGCGCAAGGAUGAAAGGCGCAGACCUGACAUUCGGGGCUGGUUCUCGUAUGUGCAUGGGAAGAUACCUCAGUCAGCUGGAGAGCUACAAGUUGAUUGCGACGAUGUUCAGCAAGUUCGAUAUGGAGCUCGCCAAUCCGAAAAACGAAUGGAAAAUCAUCAAUUCGUGGUUUGUGAGGCAGGAGAACAUUCCGGUUGUCUUGAAAGAGCGUGUCAGGUGAACAGUCUGCCCAGUACUAUUUUGACUGUGAGCUGUUAGCAGUGAUAUAUGAGGCACCCCAUUAAUAUGAAGUAGCGUUGUGGCGGGGGUUUUAAUAUAGCAACGUAACAUUUUGAUGAAUAAGAGUUUUUUGCAG